CAUCGGAGGAGAACCCAAAAUAGAAAAGUUAUGUGGGACCGUCGGCUGACCCAGUAUUACUUUAGUAGAACGACGUCGCGUAAGCUUGUUCCCGCGCCAGAGAGAGCAUUGAAGCAGAGUGGAGCUUCUUAUAGUCAUAUCCAUCAACUUUUCCACACACAAAUAUUUCUCUACUCACUACUUAGAGUUUCUUCUAGCUAGUUCUGAGAAAUGGAAGGAGUCGGGUCAAGACUGGGUCGGGCUUCAUCAAGAUACGGGUCAUCAGCUCCAGUAUUUACCGGUCCAGUUAGAAAAUGGAAGAAACAGUGGGUCAGUAGUACUACUCAGUCCAACAACAACAGCGUACGUGGCACCCGCAACGCUAACAACAACGUUGGUGGGCACAAACUAAUGCUCUGCCGUUGGACCCCUCGUUCCGACAACGACACUCCUAAACGGAAGUUUCGUUAUGCACCUAUUGUUGACUUGGAAGAAAAGAAAAAGGAAGCUUCUGACAACAAAGCUAAAACAAGGAAGCUAAAUCAAGCUAUCACAAGUUCAACACCAAACGAUAAUAUCUUGAUGAAACAAAGGAUCAAUGAUAUCUUUGAUGAAGAUUUUGAGGAACUGAGGACAGAUCAACCCAUUCACACAGAAAGCGAGCUAAAUUAUGACUUGUGCUUGGAAGGCUAUGAUUGAGCGCUGGGACUAUUGGCUGUUUCUUUUGAAGGCUGACAAUUCCACUUAAAGUUAUUGACAUAGAAUGCAGUGGUGUUUAGGUCCAAAUGAUUGUAAAUAUAGCCCUCUAGUUUGCGUGCCUAUCGUAGAUUCUAGUGGCAGUUAAAGUAUGAAUGGUUGUAGAUAUAAACCUCUAGCUUUUUGUGCCCAACUUAGAUUCUAGUGGCAGCUAAAGUAUAGAUGAUUGUAAAUAUAACCUCUAGUCACUUUUGAGGACUUGCUAGCUUGCAUCAUAGUCGUAUAUUUCCUUCC
Messenger RNA from Lycium ferocissimum, 969 nucleotides. RefSeq lists its product as uncharacterized. Bases 211 to 678 code for a protein of 155 amino acids. The transcript is spliced from 3 exons. The record is from RefSeq and is a predicted model, not a curated record. NCBI's taxonomy places the organism in Eukaryota, Viridiplantae, Streptophyta, Magnoliopsida, Solanales, Solanaceae.